ACGAUUAUAAUGUUUCAGAAAAAAAUGAAGAUCGAAGAAGUCAAAUCAACAAUUAAAACCCAGAGGAUUUCAGCCCACACUCAUGUAAAAGGUCUGGGAUUGAACGAGGAUGGAACUGCUAUCAAGGUUUCCUCUGGACUGGUUGGUCAGGAGCAGGCUAGAGAAGCUGCAGGACUUGUCACGGAUUUAAUCAAGGCAAAGAGAAUGGCUGGAAGAGCAAUUCUAAUGGCUGGUCCCCCCGGCACAGGGAAAACUGCGCUUGCGCUCGCCAUCGCGCACGAACUUGGAAACAAGGUUCCGUUCUGCCCCAUGGUCGGGAGUGAGGUGUUCUCCUCUGAGAUAAAGAAAACUGAAGUUCUUAUGGAACAUUUCCGUCGAGCUAUUGGACUCAGGAUCAAGGAAACGAAGGAGGUUUAUGAAGGCGAAGUUACCGAGAUAUCUCCGGUAGAAACGGAGAACCCGGCCGGAGGAUUCUCUAAGACCGUGUCCCAUGUUGUUCUUGGUUUAAAGACAGCUAAGGGAACGAAGCAACUCAAACUUGAUCCAUCUAUUUACGAGAAUCUACAAAAAGAAAGAGUAGAGGUUGGCGAUGUAAUUUAUAUUGAAGCAAACAGCGGAGCAGUCAAGCGACAGGGUCGAAGCGAUAGUUUUGCUACAGAAUAUGAUCUUGAAGCUGAAGAAUAUGUUCCAAUUCCUAAGGGAGAUGUACACAAGCGCAAGGAGGUUAUUCAGGAUGUAACACUUCAUGAUCUUGAUGUAGCAAAUGCUAGGCCACAGGGUGGACAGGAUAUAAUGUCGAUGAUGGGACAACUUCUCAAACAAAAGAAAACAGAAAUAACCGAUAAACUAAGAAGGGAGAUUAACAAGGUUGUAAAUAAAUAUAUAGAUGAAGGUAUUGCUGAACUUGUUCCUGGUGUUCUAUUUAUUGACGAGGUUCAUAUGCUGGAUAUUGAAUGUUUCACCUACCUGCACAGAGCUCUGGAGUCUACCAUUUCCCCCAUUGUUAUCUUUGCCACAAACAGGGGAAAAUCUGUUAUCAGGGGCACACAGGAUAUUGUAUCUCCGCAUGGAAUACCUAUUGAUUUACUGGACAGACUUCUCAUCAUACGCACACUGCCCUACACAGAGGAAGAAAUGGUUCAAAUUAUCCGUAUCCGAGCAGCUACUGAAGGUUUAACAGUUGAGGAUUCAGCUCUAGCUGUUCUGGGUCAAAUCGGAAGUAAAGCUACACUCAGAUAUGCUGUUCAGUUAUUGACUCCUGCUUCUGUAAAUGCUAAGAUCCAGAGCAGAACUACGAUAGAAAAGUCAGAUAUCAAGGUUUGUAAACAGUCCACAAACUAUCUACAGGGUUUUCCACAAGAAUGGAGACUUCAGAGACGACUCUACGAAAUUUUACGAAUAAUUAAAAGAAAAACUAAUUCU
Messenger RNA from Eurytemora carolleeae, 1422 nucleotides. It is a transcript of the gene pont, whose product is annotated as ruvB-like helicase 1. Gene Ontology annotation, molecular function: DNA helicase activity; ATP binding; ATP hydrolysis activity. The record is from RefSeq and is a predicted model, not a curated record. Gene Ontology annotation, cellular component: Swr1 complex; R2TP complex; NuA4 histone acetyltransferase complex. The annotation marks the transcript as partial. NCBI's taxonomy places the organism in Eukaryota, Metazoa, Arthropoda, Copepoda, Calanoida, Temoridae. The transcript has 16 exons. Gene Ontology annotation, biological process: regulation of transcription by RNA polymerase II; box C/D snoRNP assembly; chromatin remodeling.